This is a messenger RNA of Pundamilia nyererei, 6089 nucleotides long. It is a transcript of the gene rabgap1, whose product is annotated as RAB GTPase activating protein 1. The coding region runs from base 235 to 3513 and encodes 1092 amino acids. Gene Ontology annotation, molecular function: GTPase activator activity; small GTPase binding. Gene Ontology annotation, biological process: regulation of GTPase activity. NCBI's taxonomy places the organism in Eukaryota, Metazoa, Chordata, Actinopteri, Cichliformes, Cichlidae. The transcript has 27 exons. The record is from RefSeq and is a predicted model, not a curated record.
GCAGUGACAGACGCAUGCGCGGUGUGGUUGUCAGCGGGUUGGUUGGGCUUGUGUUUACAGCUCGGCUGGAUGCUGUUGUCUGCUGAUGUUAUUUGGGAAGUGCAAUGUUGUGCCAGCCGCCGUUGGAAUAAAAAUAAAAGUGGGAACCAAGGGGAUUUUGCUCAUCAUCUCCCACCACUUCCGCCUUCCGUCUUCCAUUCAUGAGCAGCGUGGCUGAAUUUAACAGCGGCAGCCAUGGAUGACAAGGGCUCGGUGGGGAAGAUUAGCGUGUCUUCAGACUCAGUGUCCACUCUCAACAGUGAGGACUUUGUCCUUGUGUCCCGGCUGGGGGACGAGACACCCUCCUCUACUAAUAAUGGUAGUGAUGACGAAAAGACAGGACUGAAGGUGAUUUCUGAGGAAGGGGUCAGCUUUAAGAUUGUAGGCAAUGGAAGUGAGCAGCAGCUUCAAAGGGAGCUAGAAGAUGUCCUCAUGGACCCAUCAAUGGCUGACGCUGGCCUUGCGUCAGAAGCAAGGAUGGAUGAUCUCGGUAGGGGCGAUCAUGCCCUUUAUACCACAGCGUCACCUGUAGCCCCAGGCACUGACCCUCUGAGCGCACCCCCACCACCACCCAAGCUGGAAAUGGUGCUUCCUGUUCAGACAGCCCAAGAGAGUGAGCUGAAUGAGAGGUCAUACAGAGCUGAUGAAUCAUCAUCAGAAGGUAGUCCUGGCAGCCCCAUCCCAGAUGAGGACAGCGUCGUGUUCAGCCAGCUGACAUAUCUAGGAUGUGCCUCAGUCAAUGCCCCCCGGAGUGAGGUAGAGGCCCUCCGUAUGAUGAGUAUCCUCAGAGGGCAGUGCCAACUCCCCCUGGAUGUUACACUGUCUGUGCCAGGCGUGUCUGAAGGGACUGUCAGGUUGUUGGAUCCACACAACAACACUGAGAUUGCCAACUAUCCGAUCUAUAAGAUUUUGUUCUGCGUACGAGGCCAUGAUGGCACACCGGAGAGUGACUGCUUUGCCUUCACUGAGAGCCACUACAAUGCUGAGAUCUUCAGGAUCCAUGUUUUUCGCUGCCAAAUCCAAGAGGCGGUUAGUAGGAUACUGUACAGCUUUGCCACAGCCUUUCGGCGGUCAGCUAAGAGGGCAGUUCUGUCGUCUCAGCAGGCUCCCCCUCUCACCCCUGACAGUGACUUGUUUACAUUUACUGUCAGCCUGGAGAUUAGGGAGGACGAUGGCAAGGGUACUUUCAGCGCUGUGGCAAAAGACAAGGACAAGCAAAGCUUCAAGCUGCGUGCAGGACUGGACAAGAAAAUUGUCAUCUAUGUUCAGCAAACCUCAAAUAAAGAACUGGCUAUUGAGAGGUGUUUUGGACUCCUGCUCAGCCCUGGGAAAAAUGUGAAGAACAGUGACAUGCACUUGCUAGACCUGGAGUCAAUGGGAAAGAGCUCAGACGGGAAGUCUUACAUCAUCACAGGAAGUUGGAACCCCAACACGCCUCAGUUCCAGGCUGUGAAUGAGGAAACGCCUAAAGAUAAAUUCAUGUACAUGACAACAGCAGUGGACCUGGUGAUUACAGAGGUGGAAGAGCCCGUUCGUUUUCUUCUGGAGACGAGGGUCAGAGUGUGCUCCCCAAACGACAGGCUGUUCUGGCCCUUCAGCAAGCGCAGCUACACCGAGACUUUCUACCUUAAACUGCGACAGAUGGAGCGUAAAGAGCGUAAGAGCCCUGCCUCUGACACACUGUAUGAGGUGGUGAGUUUGGAAAGUGAAACUGAGAGAGAAAAAAGGAAGACCACAGCCAGUCCCAGUAUCCUGCCAACUGGGCCUGGCGGGAUGGUCCCUUCCCCACCCGAGGACGAUGAAGAGGAAGAUAAUGACGAGCCCUUACUUAGCGGUUCCGGUGAUGUUUCAAAGGAGUGUGCAGAGAAGAUCCUGGAGACGUGGGGAGAUUUGUUAUCCAAGUGGCACAUGAACUUAUCAGUGCGUCCCAGACAGCUGCCAGCUUUGGUGCGGAGCGGCAUUCCUGAGGCACUGCGUGGGGAGGUUUGGCAGCUCCUGGCAGGCUGUCAUAACAAUGACCACCUGGUAGAAGAGUACCGCACACUCAUUACAAAGGAGUCCCCUCAGGACAGCGCCAUCACCAGGGACAUUAACCGGACAUUUCCAGCUCACGACUACUUCAAAGACACUGGAGGAGAUGGACAAGACUCCCUCUAUAAGAUCUGCAAGGCUUAUUCUGUUUACGAUGAGGAGAUCGGGUACUGCCAGGGACAGUCCUUCUUGGCUGCAGUGCUGCUGUUGCACAUGCCAGAGGAGCAAGCAUUCAGUGUCCUGGUGAAGAUCAUGUUUGAUUAUGGGCUCAGGGAUCUUUUCAAGCAAAACUUUGAAGAUCUUCAUUGCAAGUUCUUUCAACUUGAGAGACUUAUGCAGGAAUAUAUACCAGACCUGUACAACCAUUUCCUGAAUGUGGGCCUGGAGGCUCACAUGUACGCCUCACAGUGGUUCCUCACUCUCUUCACAGCCAAGUUCCCCCUCUACAUGGUCUUCCAUAUAAUCGACCUGCUGCUGUGCGAGGGCAUUAGUGUAAUCUUCAAUGUGGCCUUGGCACUUUUAAAGACAUCGAAAGAUGAUCUAAUCCAAACAGACUUCGAGGGUGCUCUCAAAUUCUUUCGCGUCCCUGUUCCGAAGAGGUACCGCUCCGAGGAAAACGCAAAGAAACUGAUGGAGCUGGCCUGUAGCAUGAAGAUCAGCCAGAAGAAACUGAAGAAAUAUGAAAAGGAGUACCACACCAUACGGGAGCAGCAAGAGCAACAGGAGGCCCCCAUCGAGAGAUAUGAGCGGGAGAAUCGGCGUUUGCAAGAGGCCAACAUGCGUCUGGAGCAAGAAAAUGAUGACUUGGCACAUGAACUAGUUAGCAGCAAGAUAGCCCUGCGCAAAGACCUUGACAAUGCCGAGGAGAAAGCGGACGCCCUAAAUAAAGAGUUGCUGCUGACCAAACAGAAGCUGAUUGAGUCGGAGGAUGAGAAGAGGCGGCUGGAGGAAGAGUCUGCACAGCUGAAGGAGAUGUGCAGACGAGAGCUCGAUAAGUCUGAAUCAGAAAUUAAGAAGAACGGGUCCAUUAUUGGAGAAUAUAAGCAGAUCUGCUCCCAGCUGAGCGAACGACUAGAGAAACAACAGACGGCUACGCGAGGAGAACUCGAGAAAAUCAGGGCGAAAGUUGAAGGCUGCGAGAAAUGCAGCAGUCUUUUCAACAAGGAGGGACGGGUACGGGCCGCUGUGACCACAGCAUCUGCCGGGGGAGCCGAGGAGACCGAUGAAGAGAAGGAGGCUCUGAAAAACCAGCUGAGGGAGAUGGAGCUGGAACUAGCUCAGACCAAACUGCAGCUGGUGGAGGCCGAGUGCAAAAUCCAGGAUCUGGAGCACCACCUGGGUCUGGCUCUCAAUGAGGUGCAGGCCGCCAAGAAGACCUGGUUCAACCGCACACUCAGCUCCAUCAAAACCGUCACUGGGACCCAGGGCAAGGAGACCACCUAACCUAACAUUCCCUAUCCACCCAGUUUCGACCGGAUUAUGUCUGGAGAUCGGCGCAACUCAUCACGCCGAAACCUCCGGACCUCUAACGUAACCCACCAGGCCAUAACUUUGACAUGAACAUUAGCCGUUAAAUCCCAGGAUCACUUUGCUACAGGCUGUGUUCCUCCUAACAACAAUAUCGUCGUGUUUCCCUCAUUCCUGAUCUAAUCUGCCCAGCACAAAUCCCGAACGACUGCAGCCAACUGAUGAGAAGGGGUUGCAAACAUGAGAUGAAUGAAUUACAGCAGUACCACUCUCUGAGACAGUGUGCUUCCAGCAGUCACAUAAAGACAAGUGUUUAAAAAUGAAAAUAACAAAAAAACAGCAUAAUUAUUUCUGUCUUUGUACUGCUGAUAUUAAAGACCCACAGAAGGAAGGUAAGGACACCUGAAAUGUCUUUGUCCUUACGGGAUAGAGAAGAAAACACUCCGUCCUUCCUUGCCGCUCUGUGUGCACUUCCCUUCUAAACUACUGGCACAAAACUACCAGUCCCUGUAAAUGUUUUGUUUUAGGUACGAGAGCUAAUAGAUGCCUUUUUGAAACGGAGCAUUUUCUAAUUUACGUUGAACAAUACCUUUUGUUGUUGUCUGUUUUGUUUUGCUUUUUUCUCGUACCUUGUCAAAUAUGCUUGCGUAAAGGGGAAACGUAUGUGUGAAUGUAAGAGCGCAUGUUAAUUUGCUUUGUUUUCGACUGUGAGGUGAUGUUUGAGUGGAUAGAUAUUUGACUAAAAUAAUGUGCAAAACUGUGUGUGUUCAAAAGAAAGAGCUGGAAAGUGUGCGUAAGCCCUAGGGAAAGAAAAAGCACUAAGGUUGUGAAUGUACGCCUGCAUGCAAGCUGUUUGUCUAGUCUGCUUCAAUGUUCAAGCGUGUAUAUGAACGAUGCUAACAAGAGGUUUGAUGACAAAGCCUUGAUCUGAAGGUUGGUAAAAAGUGGUUGGUAUAAUUAUGUAAUUUAUGAUAAAAGCUGCUGUAAUGUUAACCGACAGCUUAACCUUUCCUCGUGUCAAAUUUCACACGCAGGGUUUGUUUGGUUUGGGUCACUUGGCGCAAAGAAAAGCUCAAAACCACGCAAACCUCUGUGUGUGCUGCACAAGCGUACUGUGAGAGUGCGAGGAUAGCUGAAACACACAGCGAUGCAUCGUUUGCCAGAAAGCUUAUGCACUGCUUAGAGGAAGUCUGAAUCGGAAAACACACACAGACAGAAAGUUUGAUUUCCUACUGCACUGAAGCCCACCUUUAAGCCCCGCCUUCCUCUACCCACGCCUCCAGCUGCACUGCAAUCUUUGACCUUUUGACCAAGGUCCCAUUUAAUCCUUGGUUGUGCAGCACGCCAGGCACAUUUCAGUCACACUUUUGGUUGUUAAAAAACACUGAACUAAAAUGCAGACACACAUGUGUGUGUAAAUAUAUAUAUUUUUUAAAAAAGCUAGUUAAAAGUAGUCCCUCAUGUCCACCUGCACAGAAGGUUAUAAUAACAUGAGAUCUGAAAGAAGAUAUGCAGUUAGCAGCAAAACCGUGCUCUGUCAACGAGAGGUCAGUCCAAAACACCAGCAUGAAGGACACAGACGAGAGCGGAGAAUAACCAGAUAACGCAUGACAUCACAAGACCUGGGUGUUUGAUGAUGCAACAAGUUAAAGUUUGCGUUGUUGUGUGUCUCUAUGCUAUUAAGUCCAGUAUCCAGUCAGAGGUAGCAUCGAGGGAUUAGAUUGCUUUACUGGCUUCCAACGCAGAGCAAAAGCCCCGCUAACCCCACCCCCCAACAGAUCGAUGAAUCCGUGCCUCGGAGCAUUCGACGUGCUCAAUCAGAUCACAGUGCUGAGGAGACUUAAACAUUAAGGUGGCGACCGACACUCCUGCGAACGCAGGGACAGAAAGGCCACACAUGUGAAGACACCUGUGAGCAGCUCAGGAGUGUGGAUCAGGAUAAUCCGUCUGUGGGGGUUGAUGUAAAAAAGUGCUUGUGUGUUUUCAUAUUUAGCCAACUCAAAAGGGAGCUCAUCAAUAUUCUAGUUUCUAUUCAUAAUUUACUGCAAGACUGAAAAAAAAUGAGAAAAAGCGCAAUUUUUCAAACUUACUGUAAAUUGUAUAAAUUCUGAUAUGAAAGGUGUAAUCUGAUUGGCUUGUAUUCUAGUGAUGUCAGAGGAGGAGUCCGCAUGAAGUUGAAAGAAACUAAGGGCCAUCCCUCUAAAGGCACUGGGUUGUAAAUAAGAAACAUUAAAAAAAACAAAAAACCUAAAUAUUGAGUUUUUGUUUAUGAUUUUCUACUCUGUAACUAUAACUAAUGAUGCCUACUUGUACCCACCCACCUGCUGCCGUGCUACAGUUUGAUUCACAACAGUGUUUUAAUGUUCGUUUGUUUAUUUGGGGCUCUUUUUUUUGGCUCUAAGCUUUUCAGUCAGACUGCUGUUUGGUUAAUUAAAUGCCAAAACGUAGCUUUAUCAUCCAACGACAAAAACAUUAUCAACGUGUGCAAAUUGUAAUAGUGUAGAAUGCACUGUGUAUACUUCAUGAAUUUCAAUAUAAAGAUAUCAACAGAA